Coturnix japonica (Japanese quail) is the source of this 3888-nucleotide messenger RNA. The record is from RefSeq and is a predicted model, not a curated record. Lineage: Eukaryota; Metazoa; Chordata; Aves; Galliformes; Phasianidae.
CGCCCCGGGCGCGCUCCCGGCCCGGCCCCGCGCUGUGCGACCCCCGCUCGGCGCGGCCCCUCUGAGCGCACGGCCGCCACUUGCCCUGUGCGGGGCUCUCCCGUCUUUGCUCGGAGCGUUCCCCCCUCCCUCCCAGCGCUGCGAUCGCUCAUUCUUUUUAUAUAAUUUUUUUAAAUUUUUUUUUUUUUUUAAAUUUUAUUUUUUUUAACCCUCCCGCUCUGGGACCGCUCCGCGUUCCUCACCCCCUUCCUAAAUUGUCGGAGAGCUCCCAUUCCCCUCCUCUUCCAGCACCGCCACCACCAUCACCUCCUCCUCCUCCUCCCCUCUCCUCUCCUUUUUGGCAGCACCAGGACGUCCGGUGCGGCGGUGGCAGCGCGCAGCGAAAGCGCUCCGUGUGCUUCCCCCCCGUCGCGAGGUGCCGCGCACAGCCGGGCGGAGGGCUGAGCUCUCGGCUCGCCAUGAGCUCCCAAGGCGAGGGACACGGCCAGCCUUCCACCGCCGCCCCGGAGCAACCUGCCGCCGCCGAGCCGCAGAAGCGAGGACGAGGCAGACCCAGGAAGCAGCCCCAAGAACCAACUGGUGAACCAUCUCCUAAAAGACCAAGAGGAAGACCCAAGGGAAGCAAAAACAAGAGUCCCUCUAAAGCAGCUCAGAAGAAAGCAGAAGCCACUGGUGAAAAGCGACCCCGAGGGCGGCCCAGAAAAUGGGAAGAGACUGAAGAAACAUCCUCACAAGAAUCUGCAGAGGAAGACUAGGAGACCGCACCAUGCAAUUUCUACCUCAUCAGCAGUUGGGUCUUUUGAAGGGAGAAGACACUGCCUUGACCACUUAUUUUCUAUUGCCACGGUCUUUCCACUUUUGCCUGGGGGGGGAGGGGGGAAGAAAUUGCAUAACCUUAAAAAGGAUUUGACUAAUCAACUUCUUUAUAAUCCCUUCACAGUCCCAGGUUUAGUGAAAAACUGCUGUAACACAAUGGGGACACAGAUUUAACGAUGCAAUUUCAAAUUACUGUUUUCAAUUUUCUUAACCUACUAAUAGUUUGUUUGAGCUGCUAAGUAAGGGUGGCUGGGUCAAGAAGAACUCCGAAUCAGGUUUAAGUCAUUCACUGCACUGCAUAUAAACAAGAAACUUGUAACAUAUUAAUUAUAAUGGGCAUUGAAAUAGGAAAGGCUGGGUGUGUAACACCUAACCUUGCAACACUUCCAGCAACCCACUCCCUACUUAGUGAACUCUCUGUUUUAGAACACCAAAGAUAAGGGAUAGAUACUACUUUUGUUUUGGUUUGGGUUUUAUUUUUUGGUAACCUCCUUGUAGAUUUGUACUUGAUUUUUUUCUUUUGGUUUUGGUUUUGGUUUUUGUUUUUUGUUUUUUUUUUAGUCUUACUGAUAUUUCAGGAAAAAAAAAUAAGUUGAAAGCUGAACUCUCACUUCAUUCAGCUGGUAAUCGGAAGAAAGAGCAACAUGAAAAAGGUACUUCCGUUUUUGCAAAAGGGAAGAAAGACAAAGAUACGUUGUAUAGUUUUACAUACAAACAUAUCAGCAGAAGUAGUAAGAAACAAAAUGAGCAGCCCUCGCCUUCUGGACAGAAGGAGUUGGCUUUCCGUAGAGCCAGGUGUUUUCUGUGGAAGCAGAAAUGAUUGACACCAGUCGCUAACGCCAUUAAUGAGUAAGUCUUUAUCAAGAAAAGCGUUUUAAAUCAUGUAGAAAGGUACCUCAAAAUUAAUCGUGAGUUUAUCUGAACAAAAUAAUCCUGAUGUUUUGGUUAUUUUCAACUAAUUUCCACCCACCCUGCACCAGAUUUCAAACAGGAUGGAUCUCUCCUCAUUACUCAUCAGUCAUGAUGUAAGAACCAACACCAUGUACCUCAGUUAAGCUUGUCUAUUACUUUAAGCAAUGCAUUUUGACAUAGGAUGGUUCACUGAGCACCUCUGUGCCAGUUGCGUUUCUCCAUCUUCUCAUUCAAAGCAGCACUUUUAGCAACAGAUGCAAUAUUACCCCACUACUCAAAGCUACCUCUGAUUUUUACAGUUAACUCAACAGACUGAUAAAUACAUGCUGCUAUACACAUUCAAUGCAGGAAGUUUUUACUGGGUAGAUAAUCAUGAGUGUCUUCAUCUUCCCCUUAUUUCUACUUCAACACUUAAGUACAGUUAAGGAAGCAAUAUCUUUGUUGUGUUUCAGCAUGACUAUGUAUUUCUCUCUCUCUCUCUUUUUUUUUUUUUUUAAAUGUACUUACCCUGUUCUCUGCUAAACUUCUGUGUAAUGUACUGUUAACUUGAAUAUAUUUUUGUACUGAAUUGCUGAUAGGUUUGUAAGGAGAAUUUUCUUCAGUGACACUACAUGACAUAGAAAAAAAAUUUAGCUGUAAUGUUUAAAUAUUACUGUCCAAGUUUGUACCUCAAAUGAAUUGUUUAAGGAAAUGGACUAAUUGAUUGACAAAGACCUACCUCCAGACUUUAAAUGGAAUGAACUUCUUCCUUUCAGCAUUAGUUUUGAGACGUUUUGAAACAGUUAGGACUGCAACUAAUCCCUAAUUCAAAACUAUUUUUGUAAAAUAACUUGUGGAAAAUGAACACAUUUUAAAUUACUUUCGUAUUUAAAAAAGGGGGAAAAAAAAGAAAAAAAAACGAAAAAAGAAGAAAAAAAAAAAAAACCUUCAAAGAAACUUGAAGCUUUGUAGGUGGGAAGCAACAAGCUCAGCUUUUGCAUAAUGCAAUCACAAAUAUGUGUUUAAAAAAAGUAAUUAGUAGAUUGUAAGAAAAUACUUGACAAGUAUUUUCAUGUAUUUUACACAAAUGUGAUUUUGUAAUAUGUUUCAGCCAGAUUUAUUUUAAAUGCUUCUUCUGUAGAGUUUCUUUAUUCUCCUCCUCCUUCUCACUCUAUUUUUUCCCCUUUUCUCUCUCAUUUCGUUUUCUCUCUGUUUAAUUUCCUUUCCUCCUCUUUCUUAGUCAGUACUUUGUAACAUUUUAUUAAUAACUGGGCCAGGGGUAGUUUCUCAGGAAGGCGUCUGUUGGCACGGCUUUCAUAGCGAGCCAAGUGCAGUUAAUGAUAACUACUUACUGGCUUCUUCCAAGAGGCAGAGUCAAGAACUGCGGACCUCCUCAAAAGACUGCAGAGAGGGUUCACUGUCGGAGAUCGCUGAGAAAAAGCUCCUCGGAGUGUUAAAACUAGACACGUUAAUACGAAGUGAACAAAAAAUAACCCGAGCUAUGCAGUAGCUCUAGCAGGCCAAAUCCAGCAUCACUUGAAGUCAAUACAAGGAAUUCUGUUGACUUCGAAGGGCCUCCAGUGAAGCCUUAGCAAAUCCCUUCUGGUUGGUUUUGUUUACAUUUCUUUAAACCACAGUAUUCAUCAGAUGACCCCAAAAUAAUCGCUGGGUGUGUGUCACACUUCGACCUCCGAGAGACUGACCACUCUGAUGAACAGAGUCUUGUAUUUUCUGUAUAUUGUAGUACAAUCAAAACACAUUACUACCUCUUAGGGCCUACUAUACCUCGUUUUUUCAGACUGAAAACUUGCAUGUGGCCGGUGAGCCAGUGAGAACAUCAUAAAAUUUUUUAUAUAUAUAGUUUAUUUUUGUGGGAGAUAAAUUUUAUACGACUGUUCUUUGCUGCCAUUGGUCACUGCUAACUAAGACUGGACAUUUAACUCUUCUACCAUUUCUGCAAGAGAGGUGUGUUUGCAGGAAUAACAACAACAAAAAGUGCUUCAAGAUGUUUAACUACAGUUUACUUCUCCUUUUGAGUGUCUUCUAACUUUCUGCUUUGUUCUUCAUGUAGAGCUGCUGUCUACGAUUGUACUUCAAAUCGCUUGCUUGUUGAAAAUGUUCCUUUAAUGGAUUAUCACAGUCUGUUCAGCACAAUAAACAUCAUAGCCUCUGUGAUCCCCA